This is a messenger RNA of Athalia rosae (coleseed sawfly), 2852 nucleotides long. Its product is annotated as scavenger receptor class B member 1-like. Bases 687 to 2507 code for a protein of 606 amino acids. The transcript is spliced from 8 exons. Lineage: Eukaryota; Metazoa; Arthropoda; Insecta; Hymenoptera; Athaliidae. Gene Ontology annotation, molecular function: scavenger receptor activity. The record is from RefSeq and is a predicted model, not a curated record. Gene Ontology annotation, cellular component: cytoplasm; membrane.
UUUCGCCACUUUUGUAUUGUGUCGCAAGCCGUUAACACUGGUCAAAAUCGAAUUAGAAUAAGAUUUUUGAGGUGUUUUGUCGAAAAAUUUGAUAAUUUUUACAAGAAUUAAAAGAUCCUACAACGAAGUUCUAUAAUUAUUAGAAUGUUGCAUAGGAGUGUAAUAGUACCUGUAUCGUACACUUUUAUAUAAAGAAAUAUUGACAUUAACAAAGGUAAAGAGGAACGAAUUUUUCAUUCAAUUGAAACCCAAUAAAAUAAAAAAUAAUAGAGGAGCAACGGAAGUGUAGAUCGACUACUCGCUCGGUGCUCGCACAGGUCGAAUUCUUGAAAGAAUAAUCCAAGACAUGAGUGAAUGCAUCGGAAGGACGUCGCAGCCGUCAGUCAAAGUGUGAUAAUAUUCGGUGAACGAAUUACGUUCGAUGUGACACAGGUCGACAUUAUUUUCAAAAGCAACUGAGACGCCCUCAAAAACAAUUGCCUUUAAAGAGGUGCAUGAGUUGACGAUUGAGAUUAAGAAUUAUUCAAGCAACUUGGUUGAACUUUGAAGUUUUCUUUUGAGGUGUUCGUAUCAUCGCACCGUCGAGAGAUCGUUGAUCAGUGUUUGAUUACAGGCGGUAAAAUCGAACGGUCUUCAAUUGACGUGGUUGUAAUAUUGAACUUUUUGAGUUAUAAAAGUGAUAAAGUAUGAAGGACGUUACUUCGUUUUGGAAUCGUCUUACCGGACGAAGAUAUUCCGCGGUAAAUACAAACCCGUGUACCAUAACAGAUUUGACUAAUGACGUUACCGAACAGGAGCUCAGUCCAUCGACAGCCACGACGAACCAUCGAAGCCUACGAAGAAAGUCUUCCGUCGUAGUGAACCAGUUCUUUAACGCCGCUAUACCAGUGCAAUCGGAUGGUCGAGCGCGAUGGUCGAAAAGCAUUUUCAUCUUGAUGACAUUGGGCCUGGUAGGCAUCGCUUCCGGCUGCUUCAUCCUCGUUUUUCAACCCUACGACUUUCUAUUCAAAUUGAAAGUAGUCUUCAGCGAUGGUGGUGAAAUUUUCGAACUAUGGCGAUCACCCCCCGUCGACGUAUAUCUCAGAGUGUAUCUCUUCAACGUCACGAACAGGGAACAGUUCCUAGCCGGUAAAGAAACGAAACUGAGAUUCAGUCAAGUCGGACCAUACGUAUACAAGGAAUCGAUGGAGCACGCGAAUGUGACGUUUAACGACAAUGGUACGGUAACUGCCAUACCCAGACAUCCGUUGACUUGGAUACCGGAGAUGAGUAACGGAACGGAGGAAGAUCUGCUGAUUGUACCAAAUAUUGCUUUGCUGAGUAUUACAAACGUGAUGAGAGAUGCAGCGUACUUCACUAACCUUGGGCUCAGUAUAAUAAUCGGUCAAACGGACAGCCAACCCCUCAUUCAAAUGACCGCCAAGGAGUUCAUGUUCGGUUACGAAUCGACCCUUGUGACGUUAGGAAACAGCAUGAUGCCGUCUUGGAUAAAAUUCGACAAAUUGGGACUCAUUGAUAGAAUGUAUGAUUUCGAAGGCGACAUCGAAACCGUAUACACCGGAGAGAAUGACCUAAGGAAGGCAGGACUGAUCGAAAAAUACAAUCAUGAUGUCAAUCUGCCACACUGGACCGGAAAAUGCGCAAAUGUGAUGAACGCUAGUGACGGAACGAAAUUUCCUGGAUAUAUACGAAAUAACGACACCCUCCUUUUCUUCAGAAAAAGUCUUUGUCGCAGCGCUCAUAUGUAUCACACGGGUAAUAAAACCGUUAACGGACUCGAAACAUACGAGUUUAAAUUCGCUGAAAAUGAAUUGGACAACGGUGCAGUGAACCCCGAAAAUAAAUGUUUUUGUCGCCAAGGGAGGUGUCUGCCUGCAGGCUUGAUUGACGUUACUGAUUGCUACUAUGGUUUUCCGAUCGCUCUGUCUUAUCCGCACUUCUAUAAAGCGGACCCUUCGAUACUGGCGUCCAUGGAAGGCCUCAGUCCUCGACAAGAGGAUCACGAAUCAUUUUUUUAUAUUCAACCUCAAUCGGGACUUCCCGUCAACAUUGCUUUUCGCUUUCAAAUAAACAUGGCGUUACAAGAUAUCAGCGGAUACUCAAGGGUGGCAAAGUUCAAGGAUAGGGUGCUUCCUCUGUUGUGGUUCGAGAUUGGCAUGCACCGACUUCCAAAACAGAUAAACGACCGUUUCGUGUUGUACCUUAACGUGCUUCCGGUGGUCCAGGAAGCUGCGGUGUACAUAUUUUUCCUUCUCGGGGUAAUCUUUCUGAUCUGGAGUGUCGUCAAAAUUCUUUUCCAUCAACCAAAGGGCUACGGUGGCCCAGCGCAAUGGCUCGAUACCGAAAUGCAGCGGAAGCGACUCAGUUUUCUGAACGAUAGACGAGCUUCGGGAAUUAAAACAAAGGAACUGGAAACAUAUUACAGUUCUCUUCUAAGUCCAGCCGAAAAUUCUGCCUCGGCUCCAUUGCAAGAAGAUCUCGCUCCUCUUGGAGAAGAACAUGUUUAACAAUUCACACGAUCACGUCCAUAGAUGGAUCAAAGGCUCUCAAAAGACUAUUUAGUAUUUAUGAAAUAUUGCGCAUAUCAGAGUUGCAAGGAAAUUAGCAUAAGCUUGAUUCUCACAUUUUCGCAUUGCAAUUAAGACAGGCUAUUUUAUUUCAUCUCUUAUCGAAUAAUAUGACAUCGUUUUCUUACAACUCCAAGUGCAUGCACGAUAUAUGUAUGUUAGAUUUAUAAUUAACAAUAGGUGACGUUCCCUUCGCAUUGAUUUUAUGUCGUAACAUAAUUACAUUGUAUAGGUCCGUAUCAACGAAUACGAGAUAUGCUUAGUACGGGUUUUUUUUUUUUUUUU